Molecule: messenger RNA, 752 nt
Organism: Moneuplotes crassus
Lineage: Eukaryota; Ciliophora; Spirotrichea; Euplotida; Euplotidae
Source: the annotation of a GenBank genome assembly
AUAAAAGUCAAAAGGACGACCCCCACCUCCAAAUGAACCCCUCUACCACCUCUGCCAGAUUCGCCUCAGCUUUCCAAUACCAAGGACGAGAACCUCAGCACGCUCCACAACAAUAUUGUGGGGCUAAAAGAGAAAGAUCCUCAACUUUCGCUGGAGCCACUGAGUCUAUUUUUAAGCCAAAGCUAUCAAGGGGCAGGCUAUCAUCUUUUCUUGGUGAAAGCUUGUCAUCACAGCCUGGUUUGAGCAAGACUCCACUCCUACGAUCUUGUGGUGAAUUUUCAGCAACAUCCUUGGCAUCAGUACUGCCAAACUUGAAAAGCCGAGGUCGAGCCGUAUCUUUUGCAUCAGAAAAGACAACAGUCUCAACCAGUCUCCCGAAAUGUUGCAAGUGCGGUCAAUCUUUGCCUAAUUUGUCGAAUACCUCAGGAUCCCAGUAUCUGUCGCCUCCUUCCUACUGCCUUGUGUGCAUGAACUUCUCACUGAACAAAUCAACCUCAAGCUCUCCAUUACUUUCAGUGUUCACCAAGGCACAUACUGAAGAAGGAGAAUUUAAGCUCAGUGGAUCCACCAAGAAUGAUGAAAUUAGCUCCAGAUUUGAUAUGGAAUUGAACGCUUCCGAACCCUCUUCUCCGUCUAACUCUCCCGUUAGAAAUCUGAGAAAGCUAGAAAGAUCGCAGAAGAAAAAUAGAUCUUUCCCGUUGUGUUAGAUGACUUAAAGUCUAAACUUAGAGAGAAAUUCAACUCUCAGAUCA